Messenger RNA from Owenia fusiformis, 570 nucleotides. Lineage: Eukaryota; Metazoa; Annelida; Polychaeta; Sabellida; Oweniidae. The record is from the annotation of a GenBank genome assembly.
UAAAGAAUUUUGUGGUAGUGGCAGCAUUCAGAGAUGUGUACCAAAAAAACCAAAUGGAUCACCAUGUGAUACAAAAGAGGAAUGCUUGUCUUCAAUAUGCGAGAAUAAUUUCUGUUUACCAAGAUGUGAUUCUGAUGGCGAUUGUCCUUCGGUUCAGUACUGUAGCAGUGAGAGGUGUACCAAUAAAGUCCCAUCUGGAAGUGGAUGUACGGAAGACAAGGCAUGUUUAAAUGGACCAUGUAUCAAUGACAUCUGUCGCACCGAAUGUCAGUUCGAUAAUCAGUGUGACGUUGAAUCAUUUUGCAACCCUCAAAGCUUUUGCGAAGAAAAGAGAGAUCCUGGAGAGGCAUGCGAAAACAAUAAGGAAUGUAAAGGCGUGUGUGCCGAGACAGGGUGCAGUAACGGGUGUACAACGAACAAAGACUGUUUGGAAGAUCAGUUCUGUGUUAUCGAAGAGCGAACGUGUCGACUGAAAAAGAAAUCCGGGGAACGGUGCGGUGAAAGCGACGAAUGUAUCAGUAAAUCCUGUGUAUUUGGAAUAUGUGCAUGUUCUAAAGACAUAGAUUGCGG